CAUUUUGUCUUGUUCAGGUCGAUCGGUGGAGGAGGUGGUCUGGAAAAUGGCUGACGGAGUUGAUCACAUCGACAUCUACGCCGAUGUUGAAGAGGAUUUCAACCAGGAAUCAGACUACCCUGCCCAUGACCAGAUAGACUUGUAUGACGAUGUUAUCUCUCCUUCGGCCAAUAAUAACGGAGACGCACCUGAGGACCGGGACUACCUGGACAACCUACCCCCACCUGCUGGCUCCGAGGGGAACAAGAGCACCCCGCCCAACGUGGUUUACACGUACACUGGCAAGAGGAUCGCCCUGUACAUAGGCAAUCUCACAUGGUGGACAACAGACGAAGAUUUGACAGACGCCAUUGGAUCGAUAGGCAUUAAGGAUCUGCUGGAGAUCAAGUUCUUUGAGAACAGAGCCAACGGCCAGAGUAAAGGGUUUGCCCUGGUGUGUGUGGGCUCAGACACGUCCUCUAGGAAGCUACUGGACCUGCUGGCUAAACGGGAGCUCCACGGACAGAACCCCAUUGUUACCCCCUGCAACAAACAGUCCCUCAGCCAGUUCGAGAUGCAGUCUCGGAAAAGUACAUCGGGUGGGCAGAUGUCCGGAGAUGGGAAGGCGGGACCCCCCACCAUGGGCCCCCGCGGUGGCUUCCCCAUGGGCAUGGGUAGGGGCCGAGGCCGCUUCCCCGGGCCUCCUGGCCCUGGAGGAGACCGCUUCCCUGGGCCUAUCGGACCCGGAGGGCCCCCGCCACACUUCCCAGGGUCGGGGAUGAGGCCACCUGAACUCAUUAACCAUAGACACCAAGAAGGCCACCUGAUGGAUAUGAAUUUCAAUUGCUUCCCGCCGGGACGUGAUGGGAAUUGGCGACCCAGAGGUGGUAUGCAGGGCCCACCUCGACCCCCUCUUGGCCCACUAGGUCCCCCUGGACCCCUAGGCCCCCCUCCCCCAGGACAGGGCCUCCCCCUCCCAUGCAAGGCCCCCAACCGUGGCGCGCCCCCACCCCCGGUCAUGUUCCCCGGCCAGUUCGGCCAGCCCCCUGGGUCCUCUCCCCCUGGUCCUCCCCCACACGGCUUCGGCCCUCCUCCUGGCCCCCCACCCCCCAAAGGGCCCUCCACCCCGGGUCAUUUCCCUCCUCGCCCCCCCGGGCCGCUUGGACCACCUCUGGCCCUCGCUCCCCCACCACACAUGACCGGGCCCCGACCUGGAGGCCCCCCACCGGCUCCCCAUGUCAACCCAGCGUUCUUCCCUCCUCCUGGGGGUCCUAACAACAUGGGGGGCCCUCCUGGAGGAGACGGCAGGGGCCCCAACGGGCCCAACGACCCCUAUGGACGGCCACCUCCGUAUGACCGGGGAGACUUCGGCCCCGCCGGCAGUAACCAGCGUCCCCCGCUAAUCUGUGAGUUUGACCUCAGGGCCCCCCUGCCCCGCGGCUGCCCAGACCCCUGGAUUAACGAGGGUUUGGUCGAUCUGAAAAAUGGCGGCCAGCACUUGCACAAUGCGAGUGACCCAGGGGAGAUGGAGUCGGCGCGGACACCGCUGAGCGAGGCAGAGUUUGAGGAGAUCAUGAACCGGAACCGAGCCAUCUCCAGUAGUGCCAUCUCUAGGGCGGUGUCAGAUGCUAGCGCUGCUGACUACGGCAGUGCCAUAGAGACUCUGGUGACAGCCAUCUCUUUGAUCAAGCAGUCCAAGGUCUCUGCUGACGACCGCUGCAAGGUCCUCAUCAGCUCUCUACAGGACUGUCUCCACGGCAUCGAGAACAAGUCCUACGGCUCUGCCUCCAGUUCUGCCCCUAAAAGACGCGAGAGGUCGAGGGAGCGUGACCACAGCCGUUCCCGGGAGAAGAGCCGGCGCCACAAGUCCCGUAGCCGCGACCGCCACGAGGACUACUACCGCGAACGCAGCCGGGAGAGAGAACGACACCGCGGGGACAGAGAACGAGAACGUGAACGAGACCGCGAGAGGGAGUACCGACAUCGUUAGAGGAGCCUACGGAAGAGGACAGGGACGAGGACGCCUCUUCACAACCAGCAGGCCCUACAUCAGGAUCGCCUUGUCAACUAGUCCCCCCCCCCCCCCCUCUCUGUCUGUGUCUCCAUGGUUACCAGGGGACUGACUACCUGGGAAUCGCUCACAGCUGUGUAAGGCUAUAAGUAGUGUUCUUUAAAAUCAUUCUCAUGGUAUAAAAAAAACUACUCGACAGCUAUUUUUAUUUUACUGAAAUUUUAUUUGAUGUGAACGAAAAAAUGAUUACCUACCUGUGUUGACAGGCUUCUUUCAAGCUUUGCGAAAAUAACAAAUGACUACAUUUGCCUGCUCUAUUCCAAAACGGACAGCUUUUGACUGCUAUAAUGUGUACAUUUUGUCAGGUUAAGAGCUGAUUUUUACAGGGAGGUGUUUGUUGUUUUUUCGUCUUCAGUUCCUCUCGUGCCCCUCCCUACUUUUCUCCUUAGGAUAAUGUUUGUAAAUGUCUCUGCUUUGAAUAUUAAAAUAGAUUCUGUGUUGUAAUAAACUUGUUUACUGGG
Messenger RNA from Oncorhynchus nerka (sockeye salmon), 2511 nucleotides. RefSeq names its product cleavage and polyadenylation specific factor 6 (gene cpsf6). Lineage: Eukaryota; Metazoa; Chordata; Actinopteri; Salmoniformes; Salmonidae. Gene Ontology annotation, molecular function: mRNA binding. Gene Ontology annotation, biological process: mRNA alternative polyadenylation. The record is from RefSeq and is a predicted model, not a curated record. Gene Ontology annotation, cellular component: mRNA cleavage and polyadenylation specificity factor complex.